AUGACUAGAGAUUAUGGGAUAAUUCCUCAAAUUGAGCACUAUGGUUGUAUGGUUGAUCUUUUCAGCAGAGCAGGACUUCUUCAGGAGGCUCGGGAGUUUAUUGAGAACAUUCCAAUAGAGGUAAAUGGGGUUGUGUGGGGAACUCUCCUUGGUGGCUGCAAAGUUCACAAGAACAUUGAAUUGGCCGAAGAAGCUACCAAACACUUAGCUGAAUUAGAUCCUCUAAAUGAUGGAUACUACGUGGUUUUGUCGAAUAUCUAUGCGGAAGCAGAAAGAUGGGAAGAUGCAGCGAGGGUGAGGAGAUUGAUGAGAAAUCGAGGGAUUAAGAAAACACCCGGUUGCAGCUCUAUCGAGGUUGAUGGAAUUAUUCAUACUUUUGUUGCUGGGGAUGACAGCCAUCCUCAAAGUCCGAAGAUGUUUCAACUGUGGGAAAAACUGCUGGGAGAAAUGAAGCAGCGGGGAUAUGCACCUAACCUAUCAGUUGUUCUUCUGGACACAGAUGAGGAAAGCAAGGAGAAAUUUCUGUACCGUCAUAGCGAGAAACUAGCACUUUGUUUUGGACUUCUAAACAUUUCACCUAAAACACCAAUCAGAAUAAUGAAGAACCUUCGAGUCUGUGAGGAUUGUCAUGUUGCUUUCAAAUGUAUCUCAGCAAUUGCGAACCGAGAGAUAAUUGUUCGCGAUAGGAACAGGUUCCAUUGUUUUAAAGACGGAUUAUGUUCUUGCCAGGACUACUGGUGA
This is a messenger RNA of Carica papaya (papaya), 741 nucleotides long. NCBI's taxonomy places the organism in Eukaryota, Viridiplantae, Streptophyta, Magnoliopsida, Brassicales, Caricaceae. The record is from RefSeq and is a predicted model, not a curated record.